AUGGCAGAGUGGGAUGGGAAGAGAGAAGAAGGGGUUUGGGGGGAGUGGGGGGUGGGUGGGGGGGGGGGGGUGGUAGGUGAGUGGGGGAGGGGGGGGCGGGGGCGUGGGGAUGUGUGGGGGGGGGUGGUGGUGGGGACGGGGGGUUGUGGGUUGGGGGGGAUGUUGUUGGGGGGAGACGUUGAUGGAAGGGGGGUGUGGUGGGGGGGGGGGGUGGGGGUUGGGAGUGGGGUGGGAGGUGUGUGGGGGGUGUGGUUAUGGGGAGGGGUCGGGGGAUGUGAUAGGGGGGUGAAGGGUGUAGGGGGGGGGGUGGGGGCCGAGGCUCGCGCAUCGAUCAGUGCCGGUGACUAUCGCUGGAGGCUGGAGCGCAACAGAGAACGGAGCCGGCGGGCGAAGGUCAAGACGGAGGCGGAAGUGGGAGCGGGAGAUUGGGGGAAGCCGUGA
Molecule: messenger RNA, 441 nt
Organism: Knipowitschia caucasica
Lineage: Eukaryota; Metazoa; Chordata; Actinopteri; Gobiiformes; Gobiidae
Source: the annotation of a GenBank genome assembly